GCAAGUACUUACUGUCUCUGUGUGCCCGCACCGCAUGCCACCCGUCCGUCGCCUGCAGUGCCUCGCACGCAAAGCAAUUCACACUUGACUGACACCCACUCAGUCAGUCAGUCAGUCGGUCACUCAAUGCCCACCCACACCACCCACCCCCACCUGUCCUGUCCUGUCCUGUCCUGUCCGUCCAGCAGCCAGCUACAUUAGACAGACACACAGCCACACAUACAGUACAUUCACACACGCAGCCACCGAGUCCACUCACUCACUCACUCACUCACAUCAGACCACACCGUCCAUCGAUCGGAUCGGCUGCCAAAAAGGACAGCACUGAUCUAAUCCAUCGUCAAUCUCACUCACCAGAUAGAUCAGCCAGCCACGCAGGCAGGCAGGCCAAAACGUCAAUCCCCUUACUUUGUGUGUGCGCCACCCACUCCCUUACCCACCGCAUGCACAUACAGCGCAGCGCACCCACUCGCGCGUCAAUCAGACAGACCCCUUCCUUCUCUCUGUAUCUAUCUACUUGACCCGGUACACACACAAGUACAUCUGUGUCUCUGUGCCAUAGGCAGGGUUGCCCGGCAGGUAGGGCUUCGGAGCGUCCUUCUUGACGACCGGCCCCUCGACCUCCUCCCACACUCCCGCAUCCAUCAGGCCCUUCAUUGCGGCGCCCCACUUCUCGUACGUGUCGGUGCGGUGCGUCAGAAUUACCAGCCCCCCCGGCGCACACACGCGGCAAAACUCCGAUAAAGUGCCCUGCUUGAUCGGUGGAACACACACACACAGCGAGGGAUCAGAAAUGUGUUUGUUGAUCUAUCCAUCGUGUCAGUCAGGCCUGCCUGCCUCCCUCCCUGCCUGCCGGCGCACAUCACAUCUCCGUAGGUACCUUUGAGGGGUCGACGUAUGUGAGUACGCCCAGGCAAGUGACGACAUUGAAUGCGUUAUCGUCGAAGGGCAGCCUGUCCUGCAGGUCCUGCCGCAGCACCUGGCCGUAGAAAUCCUUGGCCCUCGCGUGGACCAGCAUGUCGUCCAUCAGAUCGGUGCCCACAGAGUUGCUCCCACUGAUGCCCACAGCACUCAUCUGCAUGUGCACAACACAGUCAGAUAACGAUCCUGUCCGGUUUCUGUGAGCUGUACUGCGUCGAUACCGACCGGUGCGACGGAUUUGCCGGUGCCACAUCCGGCGUCCAGCCUGCAAUCAGUUUCCAGCACACACACAUACACUCACAAGCCAUGCCUCGCGACAGGCCUCCGCUACCACUUGACGGUGUCCAUUCGCACGUCGGCGGGGAGGUACUUCUCGCAGGCGGCGGCGGCCAGUGCAGGCGCCUGGUAGCCGAAGCUCUCGAUUGUUUUCUCAUAGUUGUCGCUGUUCAUAUCGCCGCCGUCCUUCGUAUAGGAAGAUAGACCUAUCCUGAACACAUGAAGCAGCAGGCAUCUUGAUGUUCUCCUGUCAGCUUACCAUGGGCCUUCUCCCUGGUUGGGUUCAUUCGCAGUCGCCAUUCUGGCCGAGUCGGCAGCACUGGAAAGUGAUCUGUUCGGUUCUACGCCACUUUCGGAUCUACGACUGGAGGACACUGUGAGA
This is a messenger RNA of Vitrella brassicaformis, 1579 nucleotides long. The record is from the annotation of a GenBank genome assembly. Lineage: Eukaryota; Vitrellaceae.